GCUGGUCCCCGCCCGCCCAGCCGUCAGCUGAUGGGCCGCCAGCCGCGAAGACCGCCGCCGCCGCCGCCGCCGCUGCUGCUGCUGCCGCCGCUGCCGCCCCGCGAACAUGGCGGCCGAGAUCCACUCCAGGCCGCAGAGCAGCCGCCCGGUGUUGCUGAGCAAGAUCGAGGGGCACCAGGACGCCGUCACGGCCGCGCUGCUCAUCCCCAAGGAGGAUGGCGUGAUCACCGCCAGCGAGGACAGAACUAUCCGAGUAUGGCUGAAAAGAGACAGUGGUCAGUACUGGCCCAGCAUUUACCACACGAUGGCCUCUCCUUGCUCCACCAUGGCCUACCAUCAUGACAGCAGGCGCGCAUUUGUGGGCCAGGAUAACGGAGCCGUGAUGGAAUUUCACAUUUCUGAAGAUUUUAAUAAAAUGAACUUUAUCAAGACCUACCCAGCUCAUCAGAACCGGGUGACGGCAAUCAUCUUCAGCCUGGCCACAGAGUGGGUGCUCAGCACAGGCCACGACAAGUGCGUCAGCUGGAUGUGCACCCGCAGCGGGAACAUGCUCGGGAGGCACUUCUUCACUUCCUGGGCUUCGUGUCUGCAAUAUGACUUUGAUACUCAGUAUGCUUUUGUCGGCGACUAUUCUGGACAAAUCACCCUGCUGAAGCUGGAACAGAGCACCUGUUCAGUUAUUACCACCCUUAAGGGACAUGAAGGUAGUAUCGCCUGCCUCUGGUGGGACCCUAUUCAACGGUUACUCUUCUCAGGAGCCUCCGACAACAGCAUCAUCAUGUGGGACAUCGGAGGAAGGAAAGGCCGCACGCUCUUGCUCCAGGGCCAUCAUGACCGAGUGCAGUCGCUGUGUUACCUUCAGUUCACGAGGCAGCUGGUCUCCUGUUCCUCGGACGGUGGAAUUGCAGUGUGGAACAUGGACGUUAGCAGAGAGGAGGCUCCUCAGUGGUUGGAAAGUGAUUCUUGUCAGAAAUGUGAGCAGCCCUUUUUCUGGAAUAUAAAGCAGAUGUGGGACACGAAGACACUGGGGUUGAGACAGCAUCACUGCAGGAAGUGCGGGCAGGCAGUCUGUGGGAAGUGCAGCAGCAAGCGCUCCAGCUACCCUGUCAUGGGCUUUGAGUUCCAGGUCCGCGUCUGUGAUUCCUGCUACGACUCCAUCAAGGAUGAGGACCGGACUUCUCUAGCAACUUUUCAUGAAGGAAAACAUAACAUCUCCCACAUGUCCAUGGACGUCACGAGGGGCCUGAUGGUGACCUGCGGGACCGAUCGCGUGGUAAAGAUUUGGGACAUGACGCCCGUGGUGGGCUGCAGCCUGGCAACCGGGUUUUCUCCACACUGAUCCAGGAGCUGGGCGGGGUCUGCGCCUUCCCAGCAGCAGCCUUCACCAAACGCGAUGCUUCCCUGUAGCUCCACAGUCACUGUCACGUGGAUGGACAGCAGCCCCUAAAAAACAAAUCAACAUUUUUAAAAAGAAAAAAAUGUAAAGGUGUGUUUUUGGGCGUUUGUGGAACCACCCGUGGGAACUGAUGUAGUGGGUCCCCGAGGAGUGGAGUGAACUCCAGCGAGACGUCCUCGGGAGCAGUGAGCUGACGUGUGCUGAGGCAGUAAUUUAGCACAUGAGCGUUUCGGAGGAAACAUACUGAACGAAAGAGUUAAAGCCUAGAACUUUCUUCAAGCAGUUCCAAGUACAAACACACCUCCCCCUAGACUUGGCUGGACCCACGGGGGCUCCCGCACUUCUCUGCGGGCAGAGCAGGGGUCAGGGGAGGAGGACUUGUUCUCUCCCUCUGGGGGUGCAGUGGGACUUAGGAGCCCAGAGAUCCUCCUGGUCCACUGGCAGUGUGUGAAUGUUCCCUCUCCUUAGUCACUGACGGACCUCUCCACGGUACCUGUCCUCUCCAGGUAGUGCCAGGUUGUGUUUUGCCCCAGCCAGCAAGCCGUGGGCGCGCGCUCACGGUUACCACUAAGGGAGUUGUAGUUUCUGUGCUCACCGGGGCAGUCCACACGCUUCCCUUUCCCCCAUGUGGUCUGAGGACAAGGCGUUUCUAUGGUGCUGUUCACACGGGACUCACACAGGCCGCCUGACUCUUUCUCGUUGCCAUCAGUGGUGACUCAUGGAAAACCCAGCUACCAGCGUGAUUGUGAUGGGAAACAUCACUCCCUUCCAUGGAACAGCCCAGUCCUCCUAAGAGACACAAUCUGUUUGCAGUCCCAAACGAGCCCCUGCGAUACCGUGGCAAUUUAAAGACACCUCAGAAAAGAACUCCAAAGCUUUUAAACUAGGUUGACUUGUAGUUAUAACUUAUUUCAUAGAAGGAAGUUGGUAACCCAGAGCAGUAACUGUUAACCAGUCCUGCACAGUAAUUCCUAACUUGUAAAUUACUUUCAUAACAAUGAGCAAACUGUUGUAUCAAACGGCAUUUUAAAAGUUUUUGGCUACUUAAUACCAGGAUGGGGAAGAGGUAAGGGAUGGGGAGCCUGUCUUUUAAUAUUCACGUAUCUUUGUUUUUGACAGCAGUACAUUAUCUGUUACUUUAGGGCUAUGGAAGUGAGUGGAGAGAGGCCUCCUUUUUUUUAAGGACAGAUUUUAAAAUAGAUAGCAACAGUAUUUUUGUCUUUUAGUCUUACUAAUGGAUAUUGAAAAAAACUACUGCAUCGCUUUGGGGGAUCAUAGCAAAACAACAUUCUGUGUGAUAUAACUAAGGGACUAAAUAUUUUUAAAUAACAGCUGUUAAUUAAAAUGUUUUUUAAUAAUACUUUUAAGACAGGCAGUUAAACUAAGAUGUCUUAAUGGCCAAGUGGCACAAAUAAGGAAAGGAGGUCAGGCACAUCAUGUUCUAGAAUGAUCUGCAGUAGAAGUUGACUUGCCUUCAGAAAUAAGACUGAAGGGUCUCGUUGCUCCUUGUAAUUUUUGUGUUAUAUCACCUAAAAAAGAUGUUUUCUUUGAAAACUUUUCCUAGACCCUUUGCAGAAUGUGUGUUACUAACAUAAAUCCAGAAGAAAAAUUGAAUGAUGGUAACUUGAACGGCAGUGUUGGAUGUUAGCUUUAGGUUAGUUUAUAGUUCAGCUUAUACAAAGGUGCUAUCCUGGGGAUUCUGUGAAGUCCUGAAAGGAAAAUGAAACAUGAUCUAUUCCUUGCCAUGUUGAAGAGUGCUGAACGGUGGAUUUGCUUUCCUUUAACCUCUGUAAAAUGUGAUUUUAUGAUGUCUGUGGUAGACUGAGCACAGUUUUGCCGCUGCCGAGAAUAUGCCAUAGCUUUCAGACUUUUUUUAUUUUAAAAAAUUCUUAACGAAAAGCCCAAUGUUUCAUAGGGAAUAUAAGGCUGAUACAGCACCUCCUAACGGGUUAAGCUAAUCGCAAGUCAAGGAAGAAGGGUCUAUGUGAGGAAGAACUGGAGUGGAGUAUUCAGAAAAGGAAGGGAGAAUAUUUCAAUCUAUUUUCUCUCCACCAGAGCUUAUUACAAUUUUUUUUUUUAAACACACAUGGCAGGCUCGCCUUGUCUCUGUCACACACGAGGUAGCAAAUGGGGUAAUAUUUUUUAUAGAGGUGGGUAAAAAUUAUUUUCACAGUUGUAGUGACUGCUCACAUGAGUACAGCUAGACUUCUCGUUACUGCCUUAUUUUGACUGUGUUACUCUUAAACGGGUCACUUAAAAUAGUUCUUCAAGUAACGGUUUACUAGCUUUUCCAUUCCUGAGUACUCACGCUGUGUCGCGGUUAGGGAUCACGGAGUACAGAAUGUCAGAGAGCCUUCCGUUCAGAUCUAGCAUGUUUGUGAUCGGGACUUGCCAGUCCCUCAUUCUAGACAUGUUUUAAAAUUGCUCUUUAUUAGUGGAAGUGACAGGAAUAUGCCCUUAUAGCAUUAGGUGGAAACAGAUUAUUCAUUACGUUGUAAAUCUCUGUUUACUGUGUCCUAGCUCUGUCCUGCUACCGAGAGAAUAUAAACAAAACAUAUUGCUCUAGAAGGUGGUGUCACUUUGUUCUCCCCCUAAAUCAUUCAGUUUGUUAAUACGUACAUUUUUAAACUGUUGAAACUGGCUGAAGUAUGGAAUAAAUGCCAUAGUGGCUCAGACCCAAGAAGAUAUUUUCUAAAAUCAGUUUUCAUUAAAUUAUUUCCUACUUCCGUUACUGGAUCUGGUAUCUCCUAAAAUGUUAGAAACCAGUUACUAUUAAUGAUAAACCAUCUGCUCAUUAUAAGUAUGAAGUUUAACAAAUAAGUAAUAAAAGCUAUAUUUAUUCAAGUGUCUAUUGCUUAGUUGUUAAUUGUGAGCAGAUUAUUGGAUGCCUACUCUAUUUUCUGCAGUUUACUACAUAAUAAGUCUUUGAGUAAGUUGAAGUUGAAUUGUGUAACAAAUUUAUAUUAGAAUACAAUUUAAAGUGUUCUUCUCUAAGGACUUUUUUGACUGGGGAAGCAAAGGGCAAUGUUGAUCAGUACAUUUUGUCUUGUACUAGCAAUGUUUCUGUAAGAUAGGGUGCCCUGUGUGUCUCAGAGAGCUAGAAAACUUUGUUCUUUGCUCCUCUUUGUGGGUUCUGUUUUUGUGGGGUUUUGUUUUUGUUUUUUGUGGGUUUUUUUUUUUUUUGAGAACAUGCAUACAAUAAAAUGUUCCUUGCUUGUUAAACGCUGUUGCUUAAUUUAGCUUUUGUUAUUUUUGAUCUGGACAUAGGGCAGCAGUAGUAGGUACCACGGUUUCGUGCUGUCUGUGCUGGGUCCUCUGCCAACGUUGUAUUAUUCAGUCCUGGCAACACUUCUGCAAGGCAUUGAAUGAGAAAACCAGGUAGAUCCUGUCUGUCUGUCAAGUGAGCACAUGCCUUCUUCAUACCGCCUGCCUUAAUGUGCUUGUGUGUAAUGAGUGCUUUAUAUAAAGGAAGUAGGUGUGAUCUGUCUUGAAGUUUGUGAAGCCCUGGAGUCAGAUCGCUCAGGAUAACCAGGCUGCCUGAAUGCGCUGAGCUACGUGGAGACACCAUGAUCUCUGCCCUAGGUCCUCCCCUCCUCCUGCCCCCCAACAGCUCAGUCUUAUGAAAAAACACAGGAUGGUUGAGACCCAAGAGAACUGAGUCCUCUGCUUGACUGAUAAGGGGUUGGCUUAGAGAUCAGAAUGGCAGUUUAUUGAGGUUUGUUUUUGUUUUUUUUAAAGAACUAAAGCUUUAUUUUCUCUUAUCAUCAAAAUGCUAUGUUAAUUCCCUGGUGGUCCAGAGGUUAAAACUUGGUGCUCUCACUGCCAGGGGCCCAGGUUCGAUUCCUAGUUGGGGAACUAAGAUCCCAUAAGGCACGCAGCAUGGCCAAAAACAUAUAUACAAUAAUAAUAUGUUUAUUAUAAUAAAAAGAAAAGGAAAAUAAAAAGAGAAUACCAAAAGGUAUUCAAAAGAUUUUUUUAAAAAUCUUUAAAAAGUAUUUAAAGACUUGUUUUCUUUGGGUGGGUCCAACCACCCAGAGAAACCACUGUUAAACUUACCUUGUUUCUCUUUCCAGUGACUUUCCGAUGCACGUGUACGUAUAGAACACACACUUAAGAUAUAUUGUUAGUGGAUGCCUGCUUUUGCCCCACCUGAUGUAGUAUAUAGAUAGUUUGCUGGAGUCAAAAAAUCGUGCACCCUGUUCGCAUUAUCAGUUGCUGCAGAGCUGCGGCACUGUCCCGACAUGCACUGGGACUGCCGGUCUCCAGCUCAGCGAGGUUAGGUCAGGCCACGUGACUUGCUUUAGCCAAUGAAGUACGGACAGAAGCAUUUACUAGCAGGCGAGAGGCUCAACAACCGGUUUCUUCCCGAGCGGUUGUGGGAGUACAUGUAUGAAAGGAGAAAUGAUGCCGAGCUAUCCCAUGGAACGCAACUUGCCCUGGACCUGCAGUGGAUGUUACAUGGGGAGAAAAUAAAUAUUUGCCGUGUUAGUCCACUGAGGUGGGGGGGUGUGUGUGUUUUAGUUGCAGCAUAAUCUAGGCUGUUCAGCGGUAUUCCACUGUUCCAUUACAUGGCUAAAUCAGCAUUUAUUUCACCAAUCCCAUGUUGAGAUUAGAUUAUACAUUUUUAGAAUAUUUAAAAUUUUAAUUAAAACACUGAAUAUUUGAAAAUACUAAGCUCGGCUUGCUUGUAUGUUCGUCUUUGCCCAUUUUUCCAAUUAUUUUUUUAGGAUUCAUUCUUAGAAGUAGGACUUGCUAGGUCAAAGAAGGUGCAUAUUGUAAGUUUUUAUUCUUAUUGCUAGUAUCCUCAUACCAUUGCCAGCACUUGAAUUUGUUCCUUCGAAUAGGCAAUAAACAGGCAUAGCUUAGUGUCAAUCUAUGGGAUGCCAGUGUACUAAUUUACGGGUUUCUGUGACACAGUCUAGGUAGAACCCAGGUCACCACUGGAAGGCUGUUCAGUGGACAAGGGCCCAGGGGAAGAACGGUUGCCCUGAUGACCUCAGUGCUGUUACAACAGCCUGAUGUGCUUGUUGCCAAGGGUGCUGGAGAGUUGACUGGUCACUUUUCACUUGCAAAGUGGAAACAGACCAGCAAGCUGUUUCCUGCCUUCCCUUUUUAAGUUUCACCUGGCUUAGUUGUAAAAACGUUCUCAGGAGGGUAAUGCUGGUACUUGAAGUUAUAGCUUCCUUUCCCAUCCAUCACUCCUUAGUCCCUAAGUUUCCUUGACUAUACUUAGAUCUCUUUCUAAGCCUUUUCACUGCACACACAAAUCAUCCUUUAGGAAGUUUAUUACAUAUUGAUACAUACGGUUUCCCAGGAAAGCUGAGUAACAUGCUGUGAGGCACCUUCUUGAUUUUCGGCUUGUUUGUGAUAUAGAAAUGGAGCCUGAGAGAGAGCUUUCCAUGUCAAACCCAAGUGGAAAACUGAAGAUUCAAGCUCUGGUCUGUCUGACCUCAAAGCCCAUGGUUUUUCUAGUACCCCAUCUGGCUCUUUCCUACUUGAAGAAAUUUUAGAUCCUGAAUUUGACAUUCUGGAGAAAGAUAAAGUAAGAGAAAUUUCGUUACACCCUUAGCAAGGGCCGUGUGGCAUGUCUUCCCACGCCCUAGAAUUGAAGGUCAAGAGGGGCAUUAGAUUUCCACUCGCCACCCCACCCCACCCCACCCCAGAAUCACGAAUCAGUGGAGUCAUUGAUUGGUGGCUUGUGUGGUGACAUGUGUAAUGCCAACUUUCUUACAAACCAGUCGUUUCCCAUAUCCUCUAAAGAGCAGUGAUUCUUAAUCUGUGUUUUAUGAUAUUUAUGAUACUCUAUUUUUACAUCAUUUUGAAACUGUUAAAAAUUCCUUCUCAAAAGUAAAUUUUAUUUUUAUCUGAAAUAGAUCGACAUUAAUGCACAGCAAAGAAUGUAGCAAUGUCCCAAAAUCAAGCUAAUGAAUUUGAAAGAACUUCAGAAUCACUCGUCUAAAGCAUGGCUGUUAAACCCGUGAUACUUGUCAGGGACUUUUACUUAAAUCUGCCCUCGUAAUUGGGAUUAUCAUUUAUUCCCUGCAACAUGUAAGAAUAGCCAAUAGCCCAUAGACUCUACCAGCAUCAAACCCAAAAUCAAACUAAUAGAGUCACAAAACAGUUAACAUGGUUUUACUAUUUCAGAAUUCAAAGUAUCAUUCCCUUAUUAAAUAAAUAUGAUAUUCUUUUGACAAGAUAAUGGUAACCAGAUAUUUCAGUAGCUGUAGCUUGCUCCAGUUAAUGUUAUGAUAUCAAAUUUGCAUGAUUGCACAAUUUGUUGAAUUUGAGAUACCUUAAGUCACAGAAAGAAAAAUUAUUUUUGAACAAUUGCAGGUUUAUUUAAACUCUUCUUCUGGACCCAGCACAUGCUUUAACUCACAACAGGAGACUUGAUACAUAUGUGGUACUGGCCUGCUAACGUGUGCUCUGGUUCU
Messenger RNA from Hippopotamus amphibius kiboko, 7830 nucleotides. RefSeq names its product WD repeat and FYVE domain containing 1 (gene WDFY1). Lineage: Eukaryota; Metazoa; Chordata; Mammalia; Artiodactyla; Hippopotamidae. The transcript is spliced from 12 exons. Gene Ontology annotation, molecular function: protein binding; metal ion binding. Bases 107 to 1339 code for a protein of 410 amino acids. The record is from RefSeq and is a predicted model, not a curated record.